AUUACCCUCUUCUUCCUCUCCCUCUCUCCCUUUUCCAUCUUUGCUUUCUCACCUCAGCUCAGCUCUCUCUCUUUCUCUCUUCCAUCUAUACUCAAAUCUCCCUUCUUUCUUGUUCGCAUUCCAUCAAUUCAAGCUCAAUCUGAUUCAGCUACCAAGCUCAAUUUCUGGUUUGCACUGGUCACUACAAGAGAGUUUUUGUUGUUGGAAUUGGGUGGGAUGGGUUUGUGAUGACAAGGUUGUGAUUGAUCUUGGAAUGGGGGCAAGAUUGUGAUCGGAAAGACUCAGUCUUGCGCUUUGGGAUCCGUGAAAAGGAGAAAGGGGGGUUGAAACAGCUCGGUUGGUCUGGAGUGCAUACUCAACAUAAUCAGGGCCCUGAGAAUGGGUUCCUGCUUGUCCGCCGAGAGCAGGAGCCCAAUGGCCUCUCCUUCGCCGGCCUCUCCUGGCUGGGGUGGUGCCUCCCGCCGCAGGAAGACCUCUAAGAAGAAAUCUACUUCCCGGAGUUCUUCUUUUGAUUACCGCCGGGAAGACCCCGCCCUGCAUCGGAUUCCGGGCAGAGUCUUCCUCAAUGGCUCUACUCAAGCUGCUUCUUUGUUUACUCAACAGGGCAAGAAAGGGACCAACCAAGAUGCCAUGAUUGUCUGGGAGAAUUUUUGUUCAAGAACAGACACAAUUUUCUGCGGUGUUUUUGAUGGUCAUGGUCCAUAUGGUCAUAUGGUUGCAAAGAGAGUGAGGGAUUCGCUUCCUCUCAAGUUGAGCUCCAAUUGGGAAGUGAACAUAAACAGUGAGGAAGUUCUCAAAGAGAUCAGCCCUAAUACUGCUGGAAGCUUGAAUUCAGAUGAUGCGGCAAUUGUGCCUGUUGAUGAAGAUUUCAGGGCCUCCAUUGACAGUGAGGAAUCAGAAAAGCACCCUGAGAUCUUUCACACAUUGAAAGAGUCAUUCUUAAAAGCUUUCAGAGUUAUGGACAGGGAACUACGAAUACAACCAAGUAUUGAUUGCUUUUGUAGUGGGACAACAGCAGUAACUCUAGUUAAGCAGGGUCGGGAUAUAAUUGUCGGAAAUGUUGGGGAUUCCAGGGCAGUUCUAUGCACAAGAGAUAAGGAUGACACUCUGCUGGCAGUUCAGUUGACUGUGGAUCUCAAACCAAAUCUUCCAGCGGAAGCAGAAAGAAUACGGAAGUGUAGAGGACGUGUUUUUGCUCUUCAUGAUGAACCAGAGGUUUGUCGGGUCUGGCUACCAAACAAUGACUCCCCUGGUCUUGCCAUGGCACGGGCCUUUGGAGAUUUUUGCCUCAAGGAUUUCGGUUUGAUCUCAGUGCCUGAUGUGUCUUAUCGGCGUCUCACUGAGAAGGAUGAAUUUAUAGUCUUGGCCACAGAUGGGAUUUGGGAUGUUCUGUCUAACAAAGAAGUGGUAGAUAUAAUAGCAUCAGCCCCUGCACGCUCCUCUGCAGCUCGAGCACUGGUUGAGUCAGCAGUUCGGGCCUGGAGACAAAAAUACCCAACUUCAAAAGUAGAUGACUGUGCUGUGGUCUGCCUAUACCUCGACUCAGACGGAAAUAAUUUAUCAACUGCUGCUAAUAAUAACUUGAGCGAGCAGCAUACUGGGGUGGAUGAUUUGAAUGCUGGGAGUGAGAAUGAAGAAGAUAUCUCUGGCCCAACUUCUUUUGUCCGCCCAGGUACUGUCCGAAAUGGUGAAGAGAUUCUUGAAGACAACGAAGAUGUAGAGGAAGAGAGAAGCAAGGAGAAUGCUACAAUGAACUCGGAAUUGGGUGUAGACUGGUCUGCUCUGGAAGGAGUUUCUCGUGUUAACACAUUGUUGACUCUGCCAAGAUUUGUACCUGGAAAAGAAGACAUUAAGGCCCGGAACAAGGUUUGAUCUUCCAUUGUUCCACAAAAUUUGUUUUGUUAUUUUUUUUAUUUUUUAUUUUUUAUAGAUAUCUUCCUUUCCUUUUCGUUAUCUCCAAUCCUGUUUUCUUCUUCUUCAAAACAAUUGUGAUUUGUAGGGCCAUCAAAGUUAAAAUUUUGACCGGAGAGGGGGGCCCUCCCGACUAUAUUAGCAUGUCUGGGAAAAAUUGUCCUUUCUAUUGUGGGUAGAAUUGGAAUUUUUGUAAAAUCCAACUCUCCGUCGUAUUAUUUAUUUAUUUGAAACAAAUUCAUGUGUAUUAUGUUCAUAAUAAUCUUGUGAUAAUGAAGCCUCAUCUUAGUUUCAGUU
Fragaria vesca subsp. vesca is the source of this 2208-nucleotide messenger RNA. Its product is annotated as probable protein phosphatase 2C 33-like. The transcript is spliced from 6 exons. NCBI's taxonomy places the organism in Eukaryota, Viridiplantae, Streptophyta, Magnoliopsida, Rosales, Rosaceae. The coding region runs from base 379 to 1872 and encodes 497 amino acids. Gene Ontology annotation, molecular function: protein serine/threonine phosphatase activity. Gene Ontology annotation, biological process: protein dephosphorylation. The record is from RefSeq and is a predicted model, not a curated record.